AUGCUGUCUCUUCAAGGACUUGGCGUACUGAUGCUUCUGGGUGUCGCAGAGGGUAUCCCGCGAUCAGAUGAAAGUCAUCAAGAGCCGCUUCUCAAGCACCAUGCGAAUAUACCGAGGGACAAUGAUGUACCUACCGAUAUGCUUGGGGCAAUGAGUCCUCAAACAGACUACAGAACUAUGCCGGCGGGCACUUACACCGAGACAAUCUCAACAGGCCUCGUCAGGAUAAUCGUCGUCAACGAACCGACGCCUACAACAGGUAAUCAGGCAAAAUGUCCAGUCGAAUGCGAUUGUACAAGGAUAAAAGAUAAGAACAGCGAUGAAUACGCCCAGUGCUUGACCAACGCAGCAUGCAGACCAUGCAGAGAGCCAAAUCUCACAGCUUCAUCGACGAUAAAGCCAAAGGCUACAGCAUGUCCCGCUGAGUGCGACUGCACCAAGAUCAAAGACGAGCAAAGCCAAGAGUAA
This is a messenger RNA of Fusarium fujikuroi IMI 58289, 468 nucleotides long. RefSeq lists its product as uncharacterized. The coding region runs from base 1 to 468 and encodes 155 amino acids. The record is from RefSeq and is a predicted model, not a curated record. Lineage: Eukaryota; Fungi; Ascomycota; Sordariomycetes; Hypocreales; Nectriaceae. The transcript is spliced from 2 exons.